GGUGGUGUGGUUGUAGUCGUUGUGGUUGUGGUGGUUGUAGUAGUGGUGGUAGUUGUUGUGGUUGUUGUGGUGGUGGUAGUUGUUGUGGUUGUUGUUGUGGUAGUUGUUGUGGUGGUGGCUUCCCCUAUCGCCACGCCAUGGCCUUUCAGCCGCUGCAGCACGAAUACCUCGUGAUGCCUCCUGUCACCAGGGUUUACACCAGUGCCUGUGUCAUCACUACAGCUGCCGUGCAGCUGGAGAUCAUAACCCCAUUCCAGCUGUACUACAACCCAGACCUCAUAUUCAGGCACUUUCAGGUCUGGAGGUUGAUCACCAAUUUUCUUUUCUUUGGACCGGUGGGAUUCAACUUCCUCUUCAACAUGGUCUUCCUUUACCGCUACUGCCGGAUGUUGGAGGAGGGGUCGUUCCGUGGACGGACGGCCGACUUUGUCUUCAUGUUCCUGUUCGGCGGCCUGCUCAUGAGCCUGUGCGGCCUGUGUGUGAACCUCGUGUUCCUGGGCCAGGCGUUCACCAUCAUGCUGGUGUAUGUGUGGAGCCGACGGAACCCUUACGUGCGGAUGAACUUCUUCGGCCUUCUCAACUUCCAGGCGCCCUUCCUGCCGUGGGUGCUCAUGGGAUUCUCCCUCCUGCUGGGGAACUCCGUCAUUGUGGACCUGCUCGGUAUAGCGGUGGGUCACGUGUACUACUUCUUGGAGGACGUCUUCCCCACGCAGCCCGGAGGGACUCGCCUCCUCAAGACACCGCACCUCCUGCACCUGCUGUUUGACCCCCCUGAGGAGGAGCCGGACUACACCCCCCUACCGGAAGACGCGCCGGGGGGGUACCGCUGGGGCGGGGGGGGGGGCGGCGGCACAGCGCCCCCCCCCCGCAGGGGCGCCCAAUGGGGGAGGGCGGCCAGGCGACGGGGAGGAGAACGGCGGGGCCUAGGCCUCGCCUAGCGAGGCCUAGGCCCCGCUAGGCCUCGCCUAGCGGGGCUAAGGCCUCGCCUAGUGGGGCUAAAGGCCUCGCCUAGCUGGGCUAGGCCUCGCCUAGCGGGGCUAAGGCCUCACCUAGUGGAGCCUAGGCCUCGCCUAGCUGGGCCUAGGCCUCGCCUAGCGGGGCCAAGGCCUCGCCUAGCGGGGCCAAGGCCUCGCCUAGCGGGGUCAAGGCCUCGCCUAGCGGGGCCUAGGCCUCGCCUAGCGGGGUCAAGGCCUCGCCUAGCGGGGUCAAGGCCUCGCCUAGCGGGGUCAAGGCCUCGCCUAGCGGGGCUAGGCCUCGCCUAGCAGGGGCAUAGGCCCCACUAGGCCUCGCCUAGCGGGGCUAAGACCUCGCCUAGUGGGCCUAGGCCUUGCCUAGCGGGGCCUAGGCCUCGCCUAGCGGGGCCAAGGGGCCUCUCGCAGACACGGCGACAGACAGCGACAUCUUAACAUUGUCAACAACAACAACAUCACCGUCAACAACAUCUACAUUGUCAACAAUAUCAACAUUAACAACAUCGUCAACAACGACAACAACAUGAACACCAUCAGCAUUGACAACAACAUC
This is a messenger RNA of Petromyzon marinus (sea lamprey), 1524 nucleotides long. NCBI's taxonomy places the organism in Eukaryota, Metazoa, Chordata, Hyperoartia, Petromyzontiformes, Petromyzontidae. The record is from RefSeq and is a predicted model, not a curated record.